GAAUGCAAUAAACCCCGUGAGGCCUUUGGAUUUGAACAAGCUGUCAGGGAAUAUACUCUCCAGAGCUUUGGUGAAAUGGCUGAUAACUUCAAGUCUGAUUAUUUCAACAUGCCAGUCCAUAUGGUUCCCACUGAGCUCGUAGAAAAAGAAUUCUGGCGAUUGGUGAGCAGCAUAGAAGAAGAUGUCAUUGUGGAGUAUGGGGCUGAUAUCUCAUCCAAGGACUUUGGAAGUGGCUUCCCAGUGAAGGAUGGCCGACGGAAGCUGAUGCCAGAGGAGGAGGAUUAUGCGCUUUCUGGUUGGAACUUGAAUAACAUGCCAAUUCUAGAACAGUCAGUCCUUGCACACAUCAAUGCAGAUAUCUCUGGCAUGAAGGUACCUUGGCUGUACGUGGGCAUGUGCUUCUCCUCGUUCUGCUGGCAUAUUGAAGAUCACUGGAGCUAUUCCAUCAACUACCUGCAUUGGGGAGAGCCGAAGACCUGGUACGGCGUUCCCUCUCAUGCAGCAGAGCAGCUAGAAGAUGUGAUGAAGGAAUUGGCUCCUGAGCUAUUUGAAUCCCAGCCUGAUCUCUUGCAUCAGCUGGUCACUAUUAUGAACCCCAAUGUGCUGAUGGAACAUGGUGUACCAGUGUACAGGACCAAUCAGUGUGCUGGGGAGUUUGUUGUGACCUUUCCUCGUGCCUAUCACUCUGGAUUUAACCAGGGAUAUAACUUUGCUGAAGCUGUGAACUUCUGCACUGCUGAUUGGCUUCCCAUUGGACGUCAGUGUGUGAGCCAUUACCGAAGGCUAGGGCGUCACUGUGUUUUCUCCCAUGAAGAGCUGAUCUUCAAGAUGGCUGCAGAUCCAGAGUGCUUGGAUGUUGGGCUGGCUGCCAUGGUCUGCAAGGAGAUGACUCUAAUGAUAGAGGAAGAGACACGGUUAAGGGAGUCUGUUGUACAGAUGGGUGUGUUGAUGUCUGAAGAAGAGGUGUUUGAACUGGUUCCAGAUGAUGAGCGUCAGUGCACAGCCUGCAGAACAACGUGCUUCUUGUCAGCUCUUACGUGUUCCUGUAACCCCGAGCGGCUGGUGUGCCUAUACCAUCCAUCUGACUUAUGUCCGUGUCCCAUGCAGAAGAAGUGUCUAAGGUACCGGUACCCACUAGAAGACCUUCCUUCUUUGCUGUAUGGAGUGAAAGUUAGAGCACAGUCGUAUGACACUUGGGUCAGUAGAGUUACAGAAGCUCUGUCUGCCAAUCUCAACCACAAGAAAGAUGUGAUCGAGCUGCGAGUAAUGUUGGAGGAUGCUGAAGACAGGAAGUAUCCAGAGAAUGAUCUUUUCCGCAGGCUCAGAGAUGCUGUGAAAGAAGCAGAGACCUGUGCUUCAGUAGCACAGCUGCUACUAAGCAAAAAGCAAAAACACAGCAGACAGAGCCAAGACAGUGGAAGGACACGGACCAAGCUAACUAUGGAGGAGCUUAAGGCAUUUGUACAGCAGUUGUUCAGCUUGCCCUGUGUGAUCAGCCAGGCCCGACAAGUAAAGAAUCUGCUUGAUGAUGUGGAAGAAUUUCAUGAGCGUGCUCAAGAAGCUAUGAUGGAUGAGAUCCCAGACUCUUCCAAGCUGCAGGAGUUGAUAGACUUGGGCUCUGGCCUUUAUGUAGAGCUUCCUGAACUGCCAAGGCUGAAGCAAGAACUGCAGCAGGCACGGUGGCUGGAUGAGGUGAGGUCCACCCUCUUGGAUCCCCAGAGGGUCACCCUAGAUGUGAUGAAGAAGCUGAUUGACUCAGGUGUGGGCUUGGCACCACACCAUGCUGUAGAAAAAGCCAUGGCUGAGCUGCAGGAGCUGCUUACGGUCUCAGAGAGGUGGGAGGAGAAGGCCAAGGUCUGCCUGCAGGCCAGACCACGCCAAAGUAUGAUGGCUCUGGAGGGCAUCGUGAAUGAAGCAAAGAACAUCCCUGCUUACCUGCCCAAUGUGCUGGCCCUGAAAGAAGCCCUGCAGCGGGCUAGAGACUGGACAGCCAAAGUGGAGGCCAUUCAGAAUGGGAACAACUAUGCCUACCUGGAGCAACUGGAGAGCUUGUCUGCCAAAGGCCGCCCCAUCCCGGUGCGCCUGGACGCCCUGCCGCAGCUGGAGUCUCAGGUGGCCGCAGCACGCGCCUGGAGAGAGCGCACAGGGAGGACCUUCCUGAAGAAGAACUCAAGCUACAGUCUGUUACAGGUUCUGAGCCCUCGGACUGAUAUUGGUGUUUAUGGGAGCAGUAAGAACAGGCGGAAGAGGGCAAAGGAGUUGAUGGAGAAGGAAAAGGAGAAAGAUCUUGACUUGGAAUCCCUAAGUGAACUGGAGGAUGGGCUGGAGGAGGCCAGGGACACUGCGGCUGUGGUGGCUAUAUUCAAGGAGCGGGAGCAGAAGGAGGUUGAAGCCAUGCAUGCUCUCAGGGCAGCCAACCUGGCCAAGAUGACGACGGUGGACCGGAUCGAAGAAGUCAAAUUCUGCGUCUGCCGCAAAACAGCGAGUGGGUUCAUGCUGCAGUGCGAGCUGUGCAAGGACUGGUUUCACAGCGGCUGCGUGCCCCUUCCCAAGACGAGUUCUCAGAAGAAGGGCUCUACCUGGCAGGCCAAAGAAGUGAAGUUCCUGUGUCCGCUCUGCAUGCGUUCCCGAAGGCCGCGGCUGGAGACGAUCCUGUCGCUCCGGCCGGUACGGCUGCCGGAGGGCGAGGCGCUGCAGUGCCUGACGGAGCGGGCCAUGAGCUGGCAGGACCGGGCGCGGCAGGCUUUGGCCACCGACGAGCUGUCCUCCGCUUUGGCCAAGCUGUCUGUGCUCAGCCAGCGCAUGGUGGAGCAGGCGGCACGGGAGAAAACAGAGAAGAUCAUCAGUGCAGAGCUACAGAAGGCAGCAGCUAACCCAGACCUGCAGGGACACUUGACUAGUUUCCAGCAAUCAGCCUUUAACAGAGUGAUAGGGAGUGUGUCCUCAUCCCCACGGCAGACUUUGGAUUAUGAUGAUGAAGAGACAGACUCUGAUGAAGACAUCAGGGAGACAUAUGGCUAUGACAUAAAGGACAAUGCCAGUGUAAAAUCUUCUAGCAGCUUGGAGCCAAAUUUGUUUUGUGAUGAGGAAAUCCCCAUUAAAUCAGAGGAAGUGGUGACACACAUGUGGACUGCUCCUUCAUUCUGUGCUGAACAUGCGUAUUCGUCUGCCUCCAAAAGCUGCUCUCAAGGUUCUAGCACUCCAAGGAAGCAGCCUCGGAAGAGUCCGCUGGUACCUCGCAGUAUGGAGCCCCCUAUACUGGAGCUGUCACCUGGAGCGAAAGCUCAGCUAGAAGAUCUGAUGAUGGUAGGAGAUCUACUAGAGGUAUCACUGGAUGAGACUCAGCACAUCUGGCGGAUUUUACAGGCUACUCAUCCACCCUCUGAGGACAGGUUCCUUCAUAUCAUGGAGGAUGACAGCAUGGAUGAGAAACCACUGAAAAUGAGAGGGAGAGACUCUUCUGAGAGGAAGCGGAAGAGAAAGCUGGAGAGAGCAGAGCAGUUCUUUGGAGAUAUGAAGCAAAAAUCUAAAGAGCUGAAAAAACUGGAAAAACCCAAGAAGAAGAAGCUAAAACUCACCAUGGAUAAGACAAAGGAGCUGAACAAGCUGGCAAAGAAACUGGCUAAGGAAGAGGAGCGGAAGAAGAAGCGAGAGAAGGCAGUUGUCACAAAGGUGGAACUAGCAAAGGAGAGCACAGAGAAGAAAAGAGAGAAGAAGGUUCUAGAUAUUCCUUCCAAGUACGACUGGUCCGGAGCGGAAGAGUCGGAUGACGAGAACGCUGUGUGUGCUGCACAGAACUGCCAGAGGCCCUGCAAGGACAAAGUAGACUGGGUGCAGUGUGACGGUGGCUGCGAUGAGUGGUUUCAUCAGGUUUGUGUUGGUGUCUCUCCAGAAAUGGCUGAGAAUGAGGAUUACAUCUGUAUAAACUGUGCAAAGAAGCCCAUGCAGGGACCAAGUAGCCCUGCUCACGCACCACCUCCAGCUUUCCUGUUGAGCUACAAACUACCAAUGGAAGACCUUAAGGAGACAAGUUAGCAACUACUCCAUGCCUGGAACUUUUUGGGAAAUGGACCACUGAAACCCUACAGAAAGAGAGGGUUUGAAGCUAAUGUAGCCACUGAGCUUCACUUCCAAGGAUGUACAGACCUGCAGCAGAGUUGGUCCCUUCCUUACAGCUGGCUUCCUUCAUUUAAUGGGGACGUCAAGGCACAGUGGUACCGACUCAUCUAUGCAGACAGCGCCUGACUGGGACCUCCAGCCAGUGUUUUCUUGACUUGAGUGUUUCCAUCUUUGAGUGUGGCUGUUUCUCUUACGGACUGAGCAAACCCGAGGCUGUUAGAUUAGACACUUCAGGGUGUUAGAAGUACACGUUGGCAGAGGAACUGGCCUGGAAUUGGUGGGCAUAGGCUGGUGCUUUUAGGCCUACUACAUUACCCUAAGGAGGCAGCUUUGAAAGUUACCUUUUGCCUCCCCAUGCCAUGCCAGUGAGUAGGGCUAUGUCUUGGGAGAGUUGAGUUGCCUCCAUAUCCAGGCAGCUAACACUACACUGUAAGGAUGGGAGCAAGUGGAUGAAUUUCGUGUAAUUUCUCUCUUGUAGCUAAAGGGCAGAGGAUCUCAGAAAUCAGCAAAGGCUCUGUUUACCAAAAAAGAAACCCAGCUCUACUCCACUCAGCAACAUUUUUCCCUCAGUGGGGAACAGCUGAUCUUCCUGUCCUGAGGAGGGCCAGAACGCAUGGGUAAGGUCUAGCUAGACCAGAGCUCGGGAAGAGCAGCGUGCUUCCCUGUCACAGGGGUGCCCUCUCCUGUUCUGGGCUUUGCUUAGAGUUCUGCACUCCUGCAUGUUAAAGUUGUCACACGCAGGAUGGAGCUGGCAAGGGGGUGCAGCACCCAGGGCACCAGCUCCUGUGGUCUGUACCCAGGGAUGGGAAGGAAAGAAGACAGCCCACUUACCUCAGAGGUAACACUGACAUGUGCUUCUGUGAAAAGUUUCACUCACAACUAUUUCCAGUAUCACCAGGCUACGGGCAUGGCCUCAAGAGAUACCAGCAAGCAGUCUGCAGAUACUGUUGGCAGUGCAAAUCCCCCUCCCUGCUGGCUUUGCUGGAUGUGUACCAGGGUACAAUCAGCAACCCUUCUUGUUUGAAGUUGCCCCUGGCUUUGCCAGAGGACCAGAGGGCUUGGGGUCAUCCUGGGUGGCAGUUGUUUUAGUAAAUCCAUUUUUAAAGGAGGACUUGUUUUUACUUUUUUCUAAAUGUCUCAGACUACUGACUUGUUCUAUAAAUAGAUUAUUUUUCUUUGAUUUUUUUAUACUUACCACUGUUAACCAGCAGCACAGACAGAGGUUCACAAAGCAAAAACCUGCCCGUGGGCUUGGGUUUUUUUUACUCCAUUCCUUCCUUGUAGUACAAGGAAUUAGCAGUUACCUUCCCCAUUCUAGCUUGACCAGCUGCCUGUGUUUAAAUAGGUAAAUACAUUUCAUGUGCUACCUUUGUGUUUGGGUUUGUUCCUCUUAGUGGGGCAUCUGGGCCUUAAGGACUCCCAUGGGCACUGGCUUUGUAUCUGUGAGUGUCUGGAGCCAGCCGCUGGGCUGUCUUGUCCCCCUCUCCACUGCUCCCUAUUGUGUUUCCAUUCUUCUGCAGUUCUAGGAGUGUUGUAAGUAGUGUCCAGUCUUACUAGGAGAUGGAUUGGGAUUUAAAGAAAUAUUGACAAAAACAAAAGUGUUCUGUCUUGACUGUUCUGUGUCCCUUCUCUUGUUCUCUAAUAUUUGGAAGUUUCUUUAUCUGGCAGAAUUAUCCAUCAA
Molecule: messenger RNA, 5800 nt
Organism: Merops nubicus (carmine bee-eater)
Lineage: Eukaryota; Metazoa; Chordata; Aves; Coraciiformes; Meropidae
Product: lysine-specific demethylase 5A-like
Biological process (GO): chromatin remodeling
Cellular component (GO): nucleus
Molecular function (GO): histone demethylase activity
Source: RefSeq, a predicted model, not a curated record